Mandrillus leucophaeus (drill) is the source of this 1715-nucleotide messenger RNA. RefSeq names its product protein shisa-6 homolog. Lineage: Eukaryota; Metazoa; Chordata; Mammalia; Primates; Cercopithecidae. The transcript has 4 exons. Bases 1 to 789 code for a protein of 262 amino acids. Gene Ontology annotation, biological process: regulation of short-term neuronal synaptic plasticity; regulation of AMPA receptor activity. The record is from RefSeq and is a predicted model, not a curated record. Gene Ontology annotation, cellular component: postsynaptic density; postsynaptic membrane; dendritic spine membrane.
AUGGCAAGAGAGGUCUGUCCCUGCCGCGGGCCGGCUGCAGAGCGGACGUUGAGCCCUGCUCCGACCCCACUUGGCCCACCCGGUUCGCUGUGUUCAUUAACUGCUGUCCGGACCUUUCCGGCCAGCGCGACCGUCACCUACGAGACGUGCUGGGGCUACUACGACGUGAGCGGCCAGUACGACAAGGAGUUCGAGUGUAACAACAGCGAGAGCGGCUACCUGUACUGCUGCGGCACCUGCUACUACCGCUUCUGCUGCAAGAAGCGCCACGAGAAGCUGGACCAGCGCCAGUGCACCAACUACCAGAGCCCGGUGUGGGUACAGACGCCCAGCACCAAAGUGGUGUCGCCGGGGCCCGAGAACAAGUACGACCCGGAGAAGGACAAGACCAACUUCACCGUCUACAUCACCUGCGGGGUGAUCGCCUUCGUCAUCGUGGCCGGCGUCUUCGCCAAGGUCUCCUACGACAAGGCCCACCGCCCUCCGCGGGAGAUGAACAUCCACAGGGCUCUGGCUGACAUCUUAAGACAACAGGGACCAAUCCCCAUAGCACACUGUGAAAGAGAAACUAUCUCGGCUAUCGAUACCUCUCCCAAAGAGAACACGCCGGUUAGAUCGUCCUCCAAAAACCACUACACUCCUGUGCGUACGGCCAAGCAGACUCCAGGGCAUUAUGGGAAGGAUGCUUACCGAAGUGGAGGACCUGAUCUCCAUAACUUCAUCUCAUCUGGAUUUGUCACAUUAGGAAGAGGACACACCAAGGGUACAGUGGAAACCAUUUUUUACUAAAAUACAGAGGUGGCCUAGGGAACCCCCAUCUGAAAUGAGAAGAUGGUGUGGAGGCCAGAGGCUUGUCUGGGACAGGAAUAAGCGGGGUGGUUCCAUGGCAGCUUGUCCUGGUGACAUGCGUGGCUUCUGACAGGAGUUACCAGGAGAUCACAGGUGUGACUUUAGAGGGCGAUAGACUUCCAAGAGACACCCAUCCCGCUCCACCCAUGGCGGGGAGCAGGACACAGAUGCCGGCGGCUCCCUGUGGGAGGGGAGUGUGGUGGAAAACACUGUCAGUGGAUGUAGCAGCAUUUGCAAUGUGUGUGUUCGUCUCUUGGCUAUUAUUCCUUUUCCUUUUGAAAGCUGCAUUUUAUAAACUGAUGUCAACGUUCUGUACUGUGGUAUCUAAGCCGGUGUGCAUGUGGAGAGUUUCAGCAUCCUCAGUGUGUCUCCGUAAACACUGUGGGAUGUGGACACAAAGGUAGAAGGUUAUGCAAACCUUCAAGCCUCAAGAUGAAAGCUAACCUAGAGUUUCUGCUGAGCUGCUUUACGACCUAGCUGACAGCUUGCAGAGCAUCUGUGCGGGGGGCACGGACUCCUCCUCAAUUCUGUCUUUUGUUUAAACAAGGUCCUACGAGUGUUGUGAGCAUUCUGUCACAUCAAGAGUCACUGGAUCCCUAACUCCUUUGAUUACCGUCCCAAUACCUGUGUGCUGUUAUAGAUCAAAUGUGAAUUCUGUUGUAGGGAUGGUGUAUCCCUGUCUUCCCCUGAGAUAUGUGUCUUGUGUGAGUAAACAAGGAACUGUGCAAUAUUUUCUUACGUUCCAUGCACCUACUUUUAAAAUUCCUUAUGUGAUGUUUGUUCAUCCUAUAGAGAAAAAAAAUCUGUAUCUGUGUAUGUAUUUUCUGUUGUGUCUAUUUGUGUCUAAAUAAAGUUUAUUGAGGAUA